AAAGCUCAAACCACUUUCUUGCUCUUUUUGUCUUCCUCUAUCCAAUGGCUCUUUCUGUGCUCCUUUCUUCAUCACCUCUUCUUACAAGUAAAGCGGAUGAAAAGUAUGCGAAUGUAAAAUGGGACGAGCUCGGAUUCGCACUGGUUCCAACAGAUUAUAUGUAUGUGGCGAAAUGCAAACAAGGAGAGAGCUUUUCAAAAGGAGAGAUUGUUCCUUAUGGGGAUUUUUUAAUAAGCCCUUGUGCUGGGAUUCUCAAUUAUGGCCAGGGAUUAUUUGAAGGUCUCAAGGCUUAUAGGACAGAAGACGGACGGAUCACACUCUUCCGGCCUGACCAAAACGCUCUUCGUAUGCAAACAGGUGCGGAUAGGACUUGUAUGACACCUCCUUCUCUGGACCAAUUCGUCGAAGCAGUUAAGCAAACUGUGCUUGCCAACAACAAAUGGGUUCCUCCUCCGGGUAAAGGAGCUUUGUAUAUUAGGCCUCUACUCAUAGGUACUGGUGCUGUCCUUGGAGUAGCUUCAGCACCUGAAUAUACGUUCCUCAUUUACACAUCUCCAGUUGGAAAUUACCACAAGGCAAGUUCAGGCUUGAACCUCAUAGUUGAUCAUAAGCAUCGCCGAGCCCACUCUGGUGGAACAGGGGGUGUGAAAAGCUGCACAAACUAUUCUCCAGUUGUGAAAUCGGUGAUGGAAGCAAGGUCAUCUGGUUUCUCUGAUGUCUUGUUCCUGGAUGCGGCAACUGGUAAAAACAUCGAAGAGGUUUCUACUUGUAACAUCUUCAUUCUAAAGGGAAACAUUGUAUCCACUCCACCAACUUCAGGAACCAUUUUACCAGGAAUCACAAGGAAGAGCAUAAGUGAGCUAGCUCGUGAUAUUGGCUACCAGGUUCAAGAACGCGAUGUUUCUGUGGAUGAGCUAUUAGAGGCAGAAGAAGUUUUCUGCACUGGGACCGCAAUGGUCGUCAAAGCUGUUGAAACCGUGACCAUCCAUGACAAAAAGAUAAAAUACAAGACAGGGGAAAAGGCAUUGUCUACGAAGCUUCACUUGAUAUUAACUAAUAUUCAAAUGGGAGUUGUCGAAGAUAAGAAGGGUUGGAUGGUAGUUGUUGAAUAAUUCGUUUCCUGAUGAAAUAGAAGAACAAUCAAGAAAAAGGAAUUCA
Molecule: messenger RNA, 1158 nt
Organism: Arabidopsis arenosa
Lineage: Eukaryota; Viridiplantae; Streptophyta; Magnoliopsida; Brassicales; Brassicaceae
Source: the annotation of a GenBank genome assembly